AUGGCGACACCGAUCGACGACUCGAUGCAAGCCCGCAUCACAACAGACUGCCCCGACGCAACCCGCGAAAUCCUCCUCCACGCCUGGAGCCACGACACCUCCGCCCUCAAGAAACUUCUCCAGGAGCCCGGCCAAGCGAGCUGCCAGGACCCGACGACCGGCGAGACGCCCCUCCACGCCGCCAUUCGAGCUUGCGGACCUGCUCCCCCUUCCACCGAGAAUGAAGCCCAAAACGGGGAUGACGGCGAAGCAGGCGAAGACCUCCAGGUAGAAGAGGCAAAGGAAACAGUCCACGAGCUCUUCCUCUCCGGCGCAAUCUGGAACGACGUCGACAACAACAACGAGACACCGGGCUGUCUCGCCCUCCGCCUCGGCCAAAAGGGCCUCUAUAACCUCUGCGUCGAGGCCGGCGUGCGCGCCGAGAUGCUGUUUGGCUUGUUGGACGGGUACGAGGCGCUUUCUUCGGGGGGCUCGGAGAUGGACGAGGAUGAGGUCGAGGCAGCUGUCGAAGGCACCGCAGACGCAGACACCAACGGCGACGUCGUCAUCCAAGACGUACACGAUACGGAAGAAGCACCAGAACUCGUCGAGGCACCAGCACCCGUCUCAGGGGAACAGCAGCAAGAACCCAAAACGUUCCAACCCCCCGCCGUCCAGGACCCUUCCCUCAACUCGGAAGAGUACCUCGCCUCGAACCUGACCUACUCCUCCGGCAAACUCGUCGACGAGGCCGGCAACGGCGUCAUGAUGGCGUGGGAGACGGAAAUCAUGCGCAAGAGCGUCGACGCCCUCAUCCCACCACCGCCACGGGAAUCCUCUGACGCCGAUGCCUCUGCGACAUCAGGCAAACGCAUCCUCAACAUCGGCUUCGGCAUGGGCAUAAUCGACAGCAUGUUCCGCGCCACAUCCCCCGCCCGCCACCACAUCAUCGAAGCCCACCCCGAAGUCCUCGCCGCAAUCGACAACACCACCAAAGCCACCGCAAACCCAGACGACUCGAUCCCCCCCACCUUCGGCGCAUCAUGGGAAUCCUCAUCCCCCCAACCAGGAGCCUACAAAAUCCACCGCGGCAGGUGGCAAGACAUCGUCCCCCAGCUCCUCGAAGCCGGCGAAGUCUACGACGCAAUCUACUUUGACACCUUUGGCGAAGACUACGGCCAGCUGAAGACAUUCUUCACGGAGUACAUCCCCGGCCUGCUCGAUUUCGAGGGGCGCUUCAGCUUCUUCAACGGUCUGGGCGCCGACCGGAGGAUAUGCUACGACGUCUACACCAAGGUCGUCGAGAUGCACAUGGCCGACGCCGGUCUGGACGUCGAGUGGGACGAGAUGGACGUCGACAUGAAGGGUUUGGAAAAGGCUGGCGCCGGCGAGUGGGAGGGUGUCGUGCGCCGGUACUGGACUUUGGAUAAGUACCGCUUGCCCACAUGCACGUUCAUGGGCUGA
Messenger RNA from Colletotrichum costaricense, 1443 nucleotides. Its product is annotated as arginine N-methyltransferase 2. The coding region runs from base 1 to 1443 and encodes 480 amino acids. The transcript has 2 exons. Gene Ontology annotation, molecular function: protein arginine N5-methyltransferase activity. Gene Ontology annotation, biological process: peptidyl-arginine methylation. Lineage: Eukaryota; Fungi; Ascomycota; Sordariomycetes; Glomerellales; Glomerellaceae. The record is from RefSeq and is a predicted model, not a curated record. Gene Ontology annotation, cellular component: cytoplasm; nucleus.